Messenger RNA from Nicotiana attenuata, 981 nucleotides. RefSeq lists its product as uncharacterized. Gene Ontology annotation, biological process: DNA integration. NCBI's taxonomy places the organism in Eukaryota, Viridiplantae, Streptophyta, Magnoliopsida, Solanales, Solanaceae. The transcript is spliced from 3 exons. Gene Ontology annotation, molecular function: RNA-DNA hybrid ribonuclease activity; nucleic acid binding. The coding region runs from base 1 to 981 and encodes 326 amino acids. The record is from RefSeq and is a predicted model, not a curated record.
AUGCCAACAGUCCUUGAAAUACCUAAAAAGAUACCUAUCAAGCCCCCCGUUAUUGUCAAAAUUGGGGGAAGGCGAACAGUUGCUAAUAUAUGUAGCGGUCUCGGAAGUAGCGGACUUGAACUGGACCGAGGACUUGGCUCCAAGGUCAUCAAGAUAAAAUGUGAUUCCCAGCUGGUAGUAAACCAAGUGUACGGGAUUUUUGACACCAAUGAAGAACACAUGCAACAGUAUGUGAAAGAGGUUCAGGCAUUGCUUACACAAUUCAGGGAAUGGUCGAUCAUUCACAUUCCAAGGGAAGAAAAUGUGGAAGCAUAUGCAUUGGCCAAUUUAGGGCCGCACUUCAUAGGCUCAAAAGUCAUAAAGUUUUUGGAAAAUCUGAAAAUCAAGAGGAUUACAUCUUCACCAUACCAUCCGAGUGCUGACAGACAAGCAAAAUCAACAAAUAAGGUGAUUAUCCAAAACCUUAAAAAGAAGCUAGAGGCUGCUAAAGGAAAAUGGCUCGAAGAGUUACCAGGUGUACAAUGGGCAUACCGAACAACGACAAAGUCAAGCACGGGAGAAACACCUUUCUCUCUCGUAUAUGGUGUGGAAGCUCUUAUACCGGUGGAAGUAGGGGAACCAACUUUAAGGUUUUCCCAAUCAAACGAAGAAGCAAACAAUGAUGCGUUCUUGGUGAGGCUAGACUUGCUAGACGAACACAGGGACUUGGCAUACGUGAGGAUGGUGGCCCAAGAGCAAAUGAUGGAAAGAUAUUAUAAUCAGAGGGACAACCUCCGCUACUUCAAAAUAGGAGACUUGGUUUUGAGAAAGGUGACUCAGAGCACUCGGGAAGUCAACACCAGGAAGUUAGGUCCAAUAUGGGAAAGUCCUUACCGGAUUUCAGCUGUUACUGGUAAUGGAUCGUAUGAAUUGGAGAAUCAAAAUGGAUUCAAGUUGCCCAGUAAUUGGAUCGUGACUCAUCUCAAAAGGUACUACUACUGA